Molecule: messenger RNA, 741 nt
Organism: Puccinia triticina
Lineage: Eukaryota; Fungi; Basidiomycota; Pucciniomycetes; Pucciniales; Pucciniaceae
Exons: 2
Coding region: 1-741 (246 amino acids)
Biological process (GO): autophagy of mitochondrion
Cellular component (GO): mitochondrial outer membrane
Source: RefSeq, a predicted model, not a curated record
AUGUCCAUUACAUCAAUCACUCCCCAGAUGUGGCGGCUCCGGCACCAGAUUAUCAAUCGAACACCAACAGUUCUCACAAGCUCGAUCACCAACAGCUUAAGAUUAUCCAAGAUCGGCAGACCAGCAGUACUCUGCCCAGACUCGAAUACCAAUCGUUUUCUUCAAUGGAAUCACAACUUCGACAUCCUGAAGGGCCACCCAAGACUUCAAUCAGGCCGACCGGUCUCAAUCCCGAGGCAAUCCCAAUCGUUCAAAACAUCAGGGAUGAAAUACACGAGCUCGCUCGGAAUCUUACUAGCAAUAGCCGGCUACCAACUGACGAAACCGGCGAUCCAACUCGAGUCAGAACUGUCUCCCGGCCCGAUGAUCGAGUAUCAUCAGCAACAGCCAACCGAGCCCGAGAUAGAAAGCCUCUUGAGCGUCCGCAAACUUUCCUUCGGCACACUCACUGGCAUCUGUGCAGGCGUGUUCGUCAAGAAAGGGCUCAACUUCUUGGCGUUUAUCUUCGGUGGCGGAUUCGUACUGCUCCAAUAUUUACAUUCAAGCUCAUUGAUCAAAAUCGAUUGGAAGACGUGGGCCCACCGAUACGAGUCUAGAUUCUGGUCGAACAAGGACAAUUCUCGAUUAGGAGGACCUCCAGCUAAGCCAAUCCUCGCCAGGUUUCUCCACUUCUUGACCAGCGAUUUCCAGUACAGAAGCACUUUCACCGUCGGGUUCUUCCUUGGUCUUAGAAUCGGGUGA